AUGAAGAUUUUCGUUGUGAUCGUCGGCUGCGCGGUCGCCGCGAGCGCGCAGUAUCAUCCAACUCAGCAAUACGUCUCGAGUGCAGGCUCCUACGCGAGCCCCGUCGCGACUCAACAGGUCACCUACGCCGCUCCGGCCGCCCAAACCGUUUCCGGUCAGGUGGCUUACGCUGCGGCUCCAGCCACCGUUGCUGCCCCGGUUGCUGUAGCUGCUGCCGCCCCUGCACCCCAGCCUCGUGUUCACACGAUCCACACCCACAGCUCCCGCCAACAGAUCCGUUUGGAAGAAUUCAACGCUCCCCAUCAAGUUAUCCGAGUGCAUGAAGCUCCCCAGGCCGCACCCCAAGUCCUACAUGUACGAGCUCCGGCUUCACCACAGUCAAUCGUGAGAGUCAUCUCGCGCUCUUCGGGCCCCGCUCACGUUGAACGUGUCGUACAUCAAGCUCCGGGUGUUCAGGUUAUCAAUGUUCAUCGCCCGCCUCCCCCAGCUGCGCGUAUCGUUCAAAUAGUUCGCGCUCCCCCGACUCCCCCGCGCAUCCUCUUCCACCAGGAAGCCGAUGCCCACGCUGAACUCCGAGUUGAAGCUCCGCAAGCUCAAGCGCCCCUGGUUGCUCCAGUACAAACCGUGGCUGCUCCCCUCCAAACGGUAUCCGCUCCUCUUCAAACUGUGGCCGUCUCCGCACCUGCCAUCCGAACCGUAGCCGUAGCCGCACCUGCCAUCCGAACCGUAGCCGUAGCCGCACCUGCGAUCCGUACUGUAGCUCUUGCCGCUCCCGCUGCUCAGACGGUAGUAGCUUCAGCCCCCGCAACAUCUGUGAUUAAUGCUCCAGUUCCUGUCGGCGUGGGCUACACCAUGUACGGUGUAGGCUACGGACGCGUGUACGCCCGACAAUUCUCGGCCAGAGCCUCGAGAGCCUCAGCGUAA
Molecule: messenger RNA, 924 nt
Organism: Galendromus occidentalis (western predatory mite)
Lineage: Eukaryota; Metazoa; Arthropoda; Arachnida; Mesostigmata; Phytoseiidae
Product: calphotin-like
Exons: 1
Coding region: 1-924 (307 amino acids)
Source: RefSeq, a predicted model, not a curated record